Lytechinus variegatus (green sea urchin) is the source of this 4429-nucleotide messenger RNA. Its product is annotated as profilin-like. The record is from RefSeq and is a predicted model, not a curated record. Gene Ontology annotation, cellular component: cell cortex. The transcript has 3 exons. NCBI's taxonomy places the organism in Eukaryota, Metazoa, Echinodermata, Echinoidea, Temnopleuroida, Toxopneustidae. The coding region runs from base 144 to 566 and encodes 140 amino acids. Gene Ontology annotation, molecular function: actin monomer binding.
CACGUACACGUGACGUGAAUAUGCGGAAGUGAUAUCGAGGUGUGAACCUAUCGCUCGACGACAUUUAUAUAAAAAUUGCAGUUAACUUUUUGGAGACCAAAGUCACAUUUUUAAUAUCAUAUCUCAUUUGAACUACUGGAAACAUGUCUUGGGAUUCUUACAUCGAUAAUCUCGUUGCCCAGACCAAAGAUUCCUCGGGUACUGCUCAUUGUGAUAAGGCUUGUAUCAUCGGUAUUGAUGGAGGAGCAGCGUGGACAACGGCAGGACAUGCGAAUGCAUUACAGCUCCAAGGGUCAGAAGGACAAAAUGUUGCUAAUUGUUUCAAGAGCAAGGAUUUUACUGCAUUCAUGUCCUCUGGAGUCAGGGUAGGAGGAGAGAAAUACCAGUUCUUAAGAGAAGAAGAUAAGAAGAUAGUGUUUGCAAAAAAGAAAGGGUGUGGAGCAAUCACUCUGCAGGCUAGUAAGACAGCUAUAGUAAUCGCUCAUUGUCAGGAAGGAGGUCAGCAAGGGAAUACAAAUAAAGGAGUUGGAGUAAUAGCAGAAUAUUUGGAAAGCCUCGGUAUGUAAUGUAUGCCCAACUGUAGGAUUUUGUAAAUGAAAGGAGAUUUUACUUGAAUUUGGAUCAUUUGAGGAGCAUGAGAAAAGAUAAAUCAAGGACUGUUAUGAGUACCAACAUGGCUUCUCUAUCACUUUGGAUCUUUGAAAGGUUGGUUAAAGAUAUCAAGUUUAUUAAUAAUGUUGCACUCUUCGUGAAUCAUUGCAUCAAUUUAAUGGAAAUGUUACCAGCUACAGUGCUGAAUUAUUUUGGUCUAAAUUUGAAUGUUGUUUAGUGAGGCCUUUUGAGGGAUGACUUUGAGAUAUGGGGUACAGAUUAAAAGAUUUGUUGUUUUUGCGAAGUCUGAUACAUAGAAUUAAGAUAAAAUGUCAGCAGAUUCAUGUACCUGUGCAAAUUUUAAAAACAUGAAGUGAUGUUACAAGAUGUAAUGAUCACAUGUACUAAAAAUGAUUCAUCUUGUAUUAAAUGAUUAAAUGACAUUUGUGUUUUUAGAACAUGAACCUACUGAAAGUGGAGGUUUUUCCCUAUCUAAUUUGAAUUAUUAUUCAAAAAUUUAUUAUGAUUGCACAUACAUGUAAUAAGAGUUUCAGGUUUGAGUUUGCAUGCAUACAGGCAAUACAGCAUGCUUUUCAAAUUUUAGCAAGAUCAACGGGUCUUUGUCAAGAUCAACCUUUGACACAUUGGCUAUUUCAUUUGAGUAACGUGGUCUGUUCUAUGUUGGGUAUGUGUUUCCUCAGGCCUGUCGCAGAAGGGGUUCCAUUAAAAAUGCAGCUCAUAAAAUCAAGGGGGAAUCCCAAACAUGCACCACUGAUUGCAUUUCAUUUUAAUUUUGGAGUUCGCUUUUACUGACAACACUUUCUGCAAAGGCUGAAAGUGAAGAUCCAUAUGGGGAAAUGAGUACAGAAUCAUCAUGUACUCUCACUGGUCUCCAAACAGGAAAAUUUCCUAGUCUCAGAGAAUUUAUGUUGCAGUUGCAGGGAACUUUCUCCCACCUUGAUUGAGGUGUUCAGUGAAAACAAAUUGAAGAGUUUUCACUCAGUGCACAUGCAUGAAAUUGGUGUUGGGAUGUUACAGCUGUGUGACAACAGUAUACAUUUAGGCUACACAUAAUUUGAUAAUAUUUUUAGGCUUGGAGUGUAGAUCUGAUGAUAAGAACUCCAAGGUGUGAAUGGUUGUUACAUGUAGUAUGAAAGAACAGAUGGAAAUGACUACUUCCCCAUUUAUGUAGGAACACUCAUAACAGAUGGAUAAACUGUCCAUUUCAAGUAUUAAAAAGCACUUGAUAAAAUCUUCCUUAGAAUUCUUGCUUAAAAUUGCUUAAAAAUGUACAUGUAAAGAGUAAAAUAUACCAUACAAUGUGUUUGUUCUGAAUCCAUCAUUAAAAACAUUGCAAGAAUUCCUUUGACUUUCUAUUUUGGGGUUUGCAAUUUUCUCUUGUGGACUGUAUUUCAUUACGUUUCAUCGAGUCCCCUGUACAGAUCGAGCUAGAACUUCGGUCUCUGUGUUUGGUGAGUGGAGCCAACGGAGUUCAGCGGAACAACCAACAUAUUAACAGACCGAAGCUUUUGGUCUAGUUAGUAGCUGCAUUGAAAUUGUGCUAAACCCCACAAUACGAGUAGGUCUGAAUGUCUCAGAGAGAAAAUUGCAUUCAUCCCAUUAUGUUUUUUUAUAGGAUUGUCCUGCCUGAUAUACAUGUACAUGGACUGUAUAGGUUGAAUUGAAUAUUCUGUUUCAGUCUUUAACCUUUGUGCUCUCAAAUUUAACUGUUCUUUUUCAAUAACAGCCAUUUGUUUGAAUAAAUGCAAGAUGUUCAAAAAAGAUUUUUUUUUCAAGUUCAUAAAUCAUUGAACGUUUUCUCAGUUCCCUGAGAGCUAGUCAGAAGGCAUUUCUUGUACAGAACCAUGUCCUAAUUGAGUUUGCAUUGUUCAUUGUUGUCAUGUUUGGCAAUCUAGAUAAUCUACAGGUCUUCAAAAACAACAUCUCUUCAAAGAAAGCAAUUUGAAUCUUUAUAGUAGAAACAAAUUCGAUUUGACCAGUAUGUAUUAAAGUGGGGACCAAUAGUACUGGGUCCAGUCUUACAAAGAGCUAUGAUUGAUCAACCAGAACUAUGGACGGCCAGUAACAUCAAUAUGUAAAAUGCAAAUUUGUUCAAACUAUUUUUCUAGAAACGGUACAUUCAUCGUUCUAUUUGAGAUUCAUGUGAUUCUCUUUGUUUAAUGAGAAGAUUGUGCAAAUUUCAUGUACAGAAAAUUAUGGUAUGGAUGGAUAUCCAUGCAGUUGAGAUUGAUUGGAUCAAUUGUAACUCUUUGUAAGAUGGGGACAAGGUUGACUUUCCUUUCAGAGAUCCUCCAAAACACUGGUUUUAACUUCUUUCAUCACAAAAAACCUUUAUAUGGAGGGCAUAUUUUGCAAAUAGGGAAUCAGUUGCUUCUUAUAUUUGAUCAGCAUAUUGUAGUUUAUAUGUUAUUUUAUUUUACAAAAGUGAGAACAUACUUUUUUUCUAAACAUUACACUGAAGUUUGAAGGUGAUAGUGGGGUAAGAUAAAAGAAGCUUAAGUUUUAUUACACAUUCUAGAGUAAAUGAUUUGCCAGUGAUGGGAUUUUUUUACCUGUGUAAUAUACAUGUUGGUAUCCUGCAAAUUUAGACUUGAGUUCUUUAAAUUAUUUUUUGUUAAUGUGUGUACUGAGAUUUAUGAUUACAAGAUUAUCAUUAAAAUGACUAUUUGGUGAUAUCGAGCAUAGAGAAAAGUAUUUAAGUUUCAUAUAAAUUGAACAGUAUUUAAAAUGUACUACAUGUACCUACAUGAGAAAAAUAUAUUGACUGAUGGUGAUUUAUAUAGGUUUCCUAAUUUUAUACUUUCCUUUAAAAUUUUGAUUUUAAUUAGUUUUUAAAAACCUAUGUGUGCAUCGUUAUCAUCAGGUAAUGACUGCACUUUAAUCUAACAGUGUAUGAUGUAAAUACGUGUGUAUUUGAAAGACAUUUUUGAAAUGCUAAUAAGAGUUGCAGUUUGAAUUGGUAAUAAAACCAUUGAUAAAAAGGAGGAUGCUCGAUAAAUGAUGCAUGUACAUUUAGAAGUAGGAUAAUAAGGGCAAUUAGUCAAAAAUACUGAUAAUUUAUUUACUGUUUAUUUAUUCACCAAAUUUGUGUUGCUCUAUUUUUUUUCAUCUUUAUUUUUUAUUUUUUUUGUUGUAGCCUUGUAGGUAAAUCACAUUUACAUGUAGUUAUUAGAAACAAAAACCCCACAUGUAUGUAUUGUAAACAAGAGAUAAGUUUGUAUGUAUUUUUGUUAUGUCAUUUAUGAAAGUCAUCCAAAUAAUUGUUUAUGAUACUUGUAUCUACAUGCAUUACGAAUGCAAUGGUUUGAAAGCCCUUGUAGCUUACAUAAUAAUAAAGGUUUCUUUUCGGCAAGACAUUGGGAAUGCAGUCAUGUGACAGCAAAUGUUAUCGUUCAUUUACAGAUAUCUCUUUAGUAAAAAAAAAAGUUUUUACAUUCAAUCGAAUAGGCCACUUUGGUAAUUUGAUCCUUGUUAAUAAUAAAUCAGUGCAUACAUCAUCUUUUCGAAAUACCGAGAGUUUGGAAUGAUUACAUUUCUGUUCAUAGGUUCAAUAGAAUGCAAAUUAUAUACUGUAGGCCUAUAUCAUAGCCAUGGAUACUAAUUGCAUGAUGUUUGUUUUUCUAUAAAGUAACAACAAAAUGUAUUCAAUUUACAUUCUUGGUUGUCACCAACAACAAGAAUUGUUCAUAUUGAAGCAUUCAUUGUACUCUUGUAUGCAUUUGUUUAGGUUUUAACAAUACAGUAAAAUGUCUUUUAUUCUUCUUUUCGACAAUAAUACAUGCAUUGUUAUAAAAUAAAAGCUACACAAUGUACUGGA